CUUCGAGGCCGCCAUUAUCAUUGAGUGUUGUGUUCGCGUUUCAGCCAACGAAACUAAAACCCUCUGUUUAACAAAAAAGAAACUAAAACGCUAUUGCGUUUCGUCAAUCGUUCCAUUUGAAACCCUAAAACCCCCCAAAAGGAUCCUGAUAAUUCUGUCAGCAAAUUUGCAUUUUUCUCAAUAAUUUCCCUUAUAGUAUCCAUGGAAUUGUCUUCUGCGACUCUCCAAACCUCUUGCUCUUUAAGAACCCCCACCCUCGCUACCAGAGCCCCUUCUAUCUCUUUGGUCAGAAACUCAGCUCCAAUUUCCCUUUGUUCCUCUUCUCGAACCAAAGCUUGUCGGUUGGUGAUUAAUCCGCUCAGGCGGCGACGUUCCACUGUUGCUGCUGUUGUUGGUGACACAACUGCUGUACCAAAUGAUUGUAGUGGAGGGCAACAGUUAUCGGUUUCUGGUUCUUCCGGUCCCUUGCCGGUUCGGGAUGAGGAGGAUGGUGUUGAGGGCUUGGAUGACGGCAAAAUGGUCCGAGUAUGUGACAAGCUGAUCGAGGUUUUCCUGGUCGACAAGCCCAAUCCGACCGACUGGAGAAGGUUGUUAGCUUUCAGCAAGGAGUGGAGCAAUUUACGGCCUCAUUUCUAUAAGCGUUGUCAGGACCGAGCGGAUAGUCAGGAUGAUCCAGGAAUGAAGCACAAGCUACUCCGGCUUGGAAGGAAGCUAAAAGAGAUUGAUGAAGAUGUGCAAAGGCACAAUGAGCUUCUUCAAGUGAUCAGAGGAUCACCAUCAGAGAUUAGCGAAGUUGUUGCCAGACGCCGUAAAGAUUUCACCAAAGAAUUUUUUGUACAUCUUCACACAGUAGCUGAAUCCUACUAUGACAAUCCAACAGAGCAAGAUUCUCUGGCAAAGCUAGGGAAUACGUACUUGGCUGCUGUACAAGCACAUGACACUGCAACUGAAAGUAUUGAAGCACUAAAUGCUGCGGAGUUGAAAUUCCAAGAUAUUAUCAACUCUCCUUCUUUAGAUGCUGCUUGCAGGAAGAUAGACAAUUUGGCUGAGAAAAAUCAACUCGAUUCAGCAUUGGUGUUGAUGAUCACAAAGGCUUGGUCUGCUGCGAAGGAGUCGAACAUGACGAAAGAUGAGGUAAAAGACAUAUUGUAUCAUUUAUACACGACCGCUAGGGGUAAUCUCCAGAGGAAUAUGCCAAAAGAGAUUCGUAUAGUUAAGUAUCUUCUCACAAUUGAGGAUCCCGAGGAGCGGCUGUGUGCCUUGAAAGAUGCAUUUACUCCAGGAGAAGAACUUGAAGGACAUGAUGUAGACUGCCUAUACACGACGCCAGAGAAUCUGCACACCUGGAUAAAGGCAGUGGUGGAUGCGUACCAUUUCAGCAGGGAAGGUACACUUAUAAGAGAAGCUAGGGACCUGAUGAAUCCUAAGAUCAUUGAAAAAAUGGAGGAACUUAAAAAGAUAGUUGAAAAUAAAUUCAUGUGACGUGGAGCUCAAGUUAUACUUUCUCAGAAGCUGUUUCCUACGUCCCUUGUUCUAAUUAUUUUCAAGCAUAAAUUCCAAGCCCAGUUUUGGUGUUUCCUGGCUUUGCAGUCUGUCCAAGGCAUUAUGCGUGGGGGCUUAGAGAUGAAUAGCAUGUAAACCCAAAGUAUUACGUUUAUCUGCAUAGAAAAUUUUGGAAUCACAGGAUCACCUGUACUUUGAAGCUUCAGACAUUGGAUAGAUAUUCUUAAUCAUUUGUUAGGUUGAUUGUGCUCUA
Molecule: messenger RNA, 1756 nt
Organism: Alnus glutinosa
Lineage: Eukaryota; Viridiplantae; Streptophyta; Magnoliopsida; Fagales; Betulaceae
Exons: 6
Coding region: 202-1482 (426 amino acids)
Cellular component (GO): chloroplast thylakoid membrane; chloroplast envelope
Source: RefSeq, a predicted model, not a curated record